Nanorana parkeri is the source of this 1041-nucleotide messenger RNA. RefSeq names its product zinc finger AN1-type containing 3 (gene ZFAND3). Gene Ontology annotation, molecular function: DNA binding; zinc ion binding. Lineage: Eukaryota; Metazoa; Chordata; Amphibia; Anura; Dicroglossidae. The record is from RefSeq and is a predicted model, not a curated record. Bases 103 to 774 code for a protein of 223 amino acids. The transcript has 6 exons.
CGGCGUCUCCCCCCAGGUCGCACUUGGUACGUUCCGCCUCCAGCUGGCCGGCCUGGAAUCACGGCUCUGAUCCUCGGCCGGGACCGAACCGCCGCCACAGCCAUGGGAGACACCGGGAGCGAGCGCAGCAAGCCGCCCAGCCUCCCCCCGCGCUGCUCCUGCGGAUUCUGGGGGUCCAGUAAGACGAUGAAUCUCUGUUCUAAGUGUUUUGCGGAUUUCCAGAAGAAGCAGCCAGACGAUGAUCCCACCCCCAGCACAAGCAGCAGCCAAUCAGACUUAUUCCCCAGCGAGAUAAACAGCGACAACGGAAAUACCUCGAUAUCCUCGCAGAGCAGUAGUUCUAGCCAGCCUCUCUCCACAGACCUGAAUGUAGCCUCCCCCAGCCAGGAGGAAUGUGGGCCCUGCACAGACACAGUCCAUGUCUCUUUAACCACGCCGACCAAAAGAUCCUGCGACACAGAUUCCCAGUCAGAGGAGGAACCAUCCCCCAUGAAACGGCCUCGACUACUAGACAGCGACGAAGGGCCCAACCGCCCCAAACAGAAGAGCCGCCGCCGCUGCUACCGCUGCCAGAUAAAACUGGAGUUGGUACAACAGGAGCUGGGCUCGUGUCGCUGCGGCUACGUGUUCUGUAUGUUACAUCGCCUACCAGAACAGCACGACUGCACGUUCGACCACAUGGGCCGCGGACGCGAGGAGGCCAUUAUGAAGAUGGUGAAACUAGACCGCAAAGUGGGCAGGUCCUGCCAGCGCAUCGGCGAAGGGUGUUCCUGAGUGCCACAACCUCCAACCAAAUGCUGUUUCUCUUAGUUCACUAAUGUUAGCCUUAUUUAGGACAAAGUCAAGCAGGCUCUCACUACUGAGCAAGUGACAGACUACAGCCAGUCAGGUUCCUUCUUAUUUUAUUUUUUUUUAAACAAAAACUGUGCAGGUACUUUAAAAGAAUUUGAAAGAAUGGUAGUGGAUAAGCGUUGGCCAGGCAUCCGCUGUCGGCCAUUAUGAAACCACCAGAAACGUAUUUAAAGUUAUAGAUAACGCUGU